UCCGGAAGACCCGGAGGAAGACAGAGAUUGGAGGUUCAGGCAGUGACGUAACUUUCUGCCUUAGGUGGCCUUCCGCUUUGGGGGCUGUUGCGACGGGGGUUCAGGGAAUAUUUACUGGGCUCCCCGCUCCCUCUGCUUUUGGAAGUGCCAUGAGGUCAGUGAGCUACGUGCAGCGCGUGGCACUGGAGUUCAGCGGGAGCCUUUUCCCUCACGCAAUCUGCCUCGGAGACGUUGAUAACGAUACGUUAAAUGAGCUGGUGGUGGGAGACACCAGCGGGAAGGUGUCUGUGUAUAAAAAUGAUGACAGUCGGCCAUGGCUCACCUGUUCCUGCCAGGGAAUGCUGACUUGUGUUGGGGUUGGAGACAUUUGUAAUAAAGGAAAGAACCUGUUGGUGGCAGUGAGUGCUGAAGGCUGGUUUCAUUUGUUUGACCUGACACCUGCCAAGGUGUUGGAUGCUUCUGGGCACCACGAGACACCAAUGGGAGAGGAGCAGCGUCCAGUCUUCAAGCAGCACAUCCCUGCCAACACCAAGGUCAUGCUGAUCAGCGACAUCGAUGGAGAUGGGUGUUGUGAGCUGGUGGUGGGCUACACAGACCGUGUGGUGCGAGCUUUCCGCUGGGAGGAGCUAGGUGAGGGUCCUGAACAUCUGACAGGGCAGCUGGUGUCCCUGAAGAAAUGGAUGCUAGAGGGUCAGGUGGACAGCCUCUCGGUGACUCUGGGGCCACUGGGUGUUCCUGAACUCAUGGUGUCUCAGCCAGGCUGUGCUUAUGCAAUUCUGCUCUGUACCUGGAAAAAGGACACUGGGUCCCCUCCUGCCUCUGAAGGGGCCACAGAUGGCAGUAGGGAGACCCCAGCUGCCCGAGAUGUGGUGCUGCACCAGACAUCUGGCCGUAUCCACAAUAAGAACGUCUCCACUCACCUAAUCGGCAACAUCAAACAAGGCCACAGCACUGAGAGUGGUGGCUCUGGCCUCUUUGCCCUGUGCACUCUGGAUGGGACGCUGAAGCUCAUGGAGGAAGCAGACAAGCUGCUAUGGUCAGUGCAGGUCGAUCACCAGCUCUUCGCCCUGGAGAAAUUGGAUGUCACCGAGGUUUCCCUCUGCCACCUAGGCCGGAGUGCAGUGGCACGAUCUUGGCUCACUGCAACCUUCGUCUCCCAGACUCAAGCCAUCCUGCCACCUCAGCCUCCCAAGAAGUUGGGACUACAGGGCAACGGGCAUGAGGAGGUAGUUGCAUGUGCCUGGGAUGGACAGACCUACAUUAUUGAUCACAACCGCACCGUCGUCCGCUUCCAAGUGGAUGAAAAUAUCCGUGCCUUCUGUGCAGAAGAUCUAUGUGUACUGGGAGGUGCAGCUGGAGCGGAUGGAGUCUACCAAUCUGAUGAAACUGCUGGAGACCAAGCCGGAGUACCACAGCCUGCUGCAGGAGCUGGGCGUGGAUCCUGACGACCUCCCUGUGGCUCGUGCCCUGCUUCACCAAACGCUCUACCAUCCGGACCAGCCACCACAGUAUGCUCCCUCAGGCCUCCAGGAUCCCACCUAGCAGUAUUUGCCUCACAGUUGGUGAAGGAUUCUUCUGAACCCCCACCCUACCCCCUAAAGCUAUCUGUGUUAUUGGCAGGAUAAGGAAUAUGCAUUACAGAAGUGCAGGAUUUCACUCUGGGCGUGAAAGAUGGCAGCAGCCUUAGGGUGACCACAAACUAUAGACCUUGCAGUCUUUUUGGUGAAAGAAGAGACAAGGUGACUCUCUGCCCAUUUCCUUAUGGAUGUCGCCCAUCACACCAGCAGGGUCAUAGGACCCUGGCCUUGUUCCAAAUCAUCUGGGACAUGUCCUACUUCCCACUCUGACUGUGUAGAAAACAGACUUGUUUGCAUGGCCCCAAACCCAUACAUAAGGAAACCAGGUUUUAGGCCCAGGGGAGCAGUGGAGGUAAGGGCUCCAUUCCAUCUUAAGCUCUGUUUUUCAUGGCACAAUGACAUUAGUCAUUGUUUUUUGUUUGUUUUUUGAGAUGGAGUCUCGCUCUGUCACCCAGGCCGGAGUGCAGUGGCGCAUUCUUGGCUCACCACAACCUCUGCCUCCUGGGUUCGAGCAAUUCUCCUGCCUCAGCCUCCCGAGUAGCUGGGACUACAGGCGUGCGGCCCCAUGCCCAGCUAAUAUUUGUAUUUAAGUAGAGGUGGGGUUUCACCGUGUUGGUCAGGCUGGUCUCAAACUCCUGGCCUCGUGAUCCACCCGCCUCAGCCUCUCAAAGUGCUAGGAUCACAGACGUGAGCCACCAUGCCUGGCUGACAUUAGUAAUUAUUAAAGGAAUGGCAGACUUUUGUUUUGAGGGGUCUUUCAGCACAUUUUACAGUCUGGCCUUGCCCAUGCUCCUAGCAGCCCUGAGAUGACUUUCCUCCAUUUACUGAAGCAUCUGGGGCAGUGCUUUCUCACAUUGUCAUAUUCUUCAGGAAUUAGUAAGCUUCAGAAGCCCUGCUCCCAUUUUCCCACCCACCCAUUCCCCGAAUAAAACACCUUAUUGUCUGUAAGACAAUAGACAUUUAAAAUGUGAUACAGGUUUAUGGUCCAGACCACAAUCAGAAUUAUAUCUUGGGCCAUUUAUGUGCUGUCUGUUCUUGAUUCUCUGUGCUCUAGAUCGGUGUUUCUCAAACUGUGGAUGCAGUCCUUUGGUGAAUGAUGGCCAGCAUUGUUUAAAUAGGUAGAAUAGAAUAAAGUCAAAUAGAAAAUA
Callithrix jacchus (white-tufted-ear marmoset) is the source of this 2725-nucleotide messenger RNA. RefSeq names its product integrin alpha FG-GAP repeat containing 2 (gene ITFG2). Gene Ontology annotation, biological process: regulation of TOR signaling. Gene Ontology annotation, molecular function: protein binding. Gene Ontology annotation, cellular component: KICSTOR complex. Lineage: Eukaryota; Metazoa; Chordata; Mammalia; Primates; Cebidae. The record is from RefSeq and is a predicted model, not a curated record.